Protopolystoma xenopodis is the source of this 216-nucleotide messenger RNA. NCBI's taxonomy places the organism in Eukaryota, Metazoa, Platyhelminthes, Monogenea, Polystomatidea, Polystomatidae. The record is from the annotation of a GenBank genome assembly.
CUGAGAUCAAUCACCUCGUUGGCGAGAAUAGACUACGACGCCAUUGAACGCAUCUGCCGAAUGGGUCUGAGCAAAGUGAACCAUCAGUUUGCUCUUCCAGGCAAGACUCAGGAUGGGACAAGUUCAGACCUUGGUCCAACUUGGCAUGGAAGUACUUCGUCUUCGUCGACUUCCGGACACACGUUGAUCUCGCUUUCCACGAUUCGGCUGCAAUGA